GGCCACAUUCCAAAUAUACUCAUUGGAAACAAACAGUUUUUUAUACAACUGAUUCUAUUACUAUCAUGAGCGGUGAAACUGUUGCUGGUACGUUAUCUUGUGCGCCUAAUAAGAAGAAUAACCGAGAUUUAGAUAUCGAAAUAUCGUAUGAAUUUUCAGGCGAAGCGAGUAGUUGCUCAGAGACUUGUAAAUAUAAGAUGUGA
Messenger RNA from Racocetra persica, 203 nucleotides. NCBI's taxonomy places the organism in Eukaryota, Fungi, Glomeromycota, Glomeromycetes, Diversisporales, Gigasporaceae. The record is from the annotation of a GenBank genome assembly.